This is a messenger RNA of Acanthosepion pharaonis, 540 nucleotides long. NCBI's taxonomy places the organism in Eukaryota, Metazoa, Mollusca, Cephalopoda, Sepiida, Sepiidae. The record is from the annotation of a GenBank genome assembly.
AUGCCGCUUGAAGGGAAAGGUAUAUCAUUAAGAGAUAAGUAUGGUUUUGAUCUACUUUCCACUCCUGAUGAUGAAGACUGUAUGAAAAAAAUACUUUAUGGUAGUGGUUAUGGGUUGUAUGCAGGUGUGUUUGCUGGUCUCCUUGAGUCUCUUGUAAAGCUGAAAGUCUUCACUCCAUCAACAAUUGGUUUCUCUAUUGCUGGAUGGGCUGGACCUUUAGCUGCUAUUGGUGCGUCAUAUCCAACACUUACUUGUACUCUAGCCAACAUGAGAGGCAAAGAUGAUGUAAUAAACCAUGCAGCUGCUGGUUUUAUGUCCGGUUCUAUAUAUGGAAUUAGAUAUAGGAAACCCUGGGUAGCUUAUUUUGGAGCUUUCUCUUUUGGAGCCUUUUGUGCUUUGAAUAAAUACUGUCAUCAGAAAGGCUAUCACCUUUAUCCUGAUGAAGCGUACAAUGUACCUAAUGCCAAUUCUCAGUUUACUUAUUACAACAGGAGCUUUUUGGCAACAAGAGGUUCAGUUCUUGGAAACCAAGACCAGUAA